AUGCCAUCAGAAAUUGCUGUGAUGUCCAACCUCAUGUGGCUCAGUAUGGAAGGCUGUCAAUACUCCGGCACAAUACCCUCAGAGAUUGGGCAACUGCGACAGCUGGAAUGGUUGAGUUUAACCAACAACAAGUUUUCCGGAUGGCUUCCUAGUGAACUGGGAACACUAUCAAAUCUACUGAUUUUUUCCUUGUCAAGAAGCUUGUAUUCUGGAACCAUCCCCACAGAGCUGGGUUUGCUGACAUCCAUGAAAGUUCUCAAUGUGAAUGGCAAUCAACUCACUGGAUUCAUCCCCAGUGAGUUUGGGCUCCUACAAGCCAACACUAAACAGCUGGAUCUGGUUAUGAGCAGCAACCUUCUCUACGGAUCCAUCCCUUCAGAACUAGGGCUGAUCACCAUUCUCAAAGAUCUGCAGCUAUUUGGCAAUCAACUCACUGGCAACAUCCCCAGUGAAUUGGCCCUUUUGACUGCGAUUGACAAACUAAGACUCCACAACAACUCCCUGUCAGGAACAAUUCCUCAUGAGCUCUCACUAUUGGAUGAUACUCUCUUCAUUCUCCGACUAGAAGGCAAUCCAGAGCUCUCUGGGAUUGUACCUGAGGCUCUUUGCCAUUUGAAUGGUACUUGUAUUCGCAAUAGCUUGCAUCCCUGCAAUGCAGACACCAAGGAAGCAAUCUUUGAUUGUACCUCCUUGCUUUGUGGCUGUAAUUGCUCCUGUGAGGGUGGGAGCAACCACUAG
Messenger RNA from Seminavis robusta, 738 nucleotides. NCBI's taxonomy places the organism in Eukaryota, Bacillariophyta, Bacillariophyceae, Naviculales, Naviculaceae. The record is from the annotation of a GenBank genome assembly.